AUAAAGCGCUUUAAAUUUUUCAAACUCUAAAUGUCAAAUCGUUUCAAAGGCGACCCUUCGAAUGCCUCGCAAUGGACAUAUAUGCAGGAGAGGAAUUUCCUUCUUCGGUGCGCUGAAUUGAUGAAAAUGUCGAGUCAACGUUUGCUGAAGCAGGCCAAAACCAAGUCCCACAUAGGUGGUUUAAAUGGCCAGCCGAACCGCUCAGCGGUGGGUAAAACAUUGUCCUGCGAGAAGCAAAAUGAGCCCACAUUAAACCAAAAUCUAAAUUCACAAAGUAUACUGACCCCAAAAAAGUUUCUACCAAAGCAGAUUUUCUCAACUAUAAGACAUGUGUCUGAAGGACAGGUGAAUCAUAUGAGUCAGCUAGCUAAACCCAAAAAUGUCUUUACACAUUCAAAAAAUUCUGAAAUGCAAAAUGUGGUCAUUGCUCUGUCGUCUCGUUUAGAAAAACUAUCACAAUGCAAAAGUCAAUCUAAAGAGAAUCCUUUGAGGACUAAGUUUCAGCCCAGCGUACAAUUUUUGAAUUCAGUCAAUACUAAAACCAAUUCAUCGACAGUGGCAGAUCCUUUUAAAGUAUCCCUAAGUGCCCUUAGCUUUAAAGCUUCUGAGCGCAUUAAAUAUUUGGCGAAACCCAAAAUUACAAAUUUUCAACAUGAAAGUCAAAAUGUUCGACGUCCGCAAGCAUCUAAAGCCACCUUACGACGCAUUGAGGAGCUAGCCAAACCAAAGAUUUACAUAAAUAACAUGGAUUCCAGGUUGCCCAAAGAUCCUUCAAAACAAUUUAAGGCAUCACCGCGAUUGAGGCGAUUGGCAUUACCAAAAUAUUAUAAUUAUAAAAUAGAGACCCAACAGGGGCUUAAUGACAGAUUUUAGUGGUCUGGAACUGGGAAUCCCAGUAUUAGACCACUGUAAUCUGUCAUUAGACUUCGAUGGCUUCAAUUGUACACAAGAUUUCCAUUUUAAUAAUAUAGCAUAACAAAAUAAACCAAAUAGAACAAUGCA
Messenger RNA from Drosophila willistoni, 1002 nucleotides. RefSeq lists its product as uncharacterized. The transcript has 4 exons. Bases 31 to 873 code for a protein of 280 amino acids. Lineage: Eukaryota; Metazoa; Arthropoda; Insecta; Diptera; Drosophilidae. The record is from RefSeq and is a predicted model, not a curated record.